Fusarium keratoplasticum is the source of this 801-nucleotide messenger RNA. RefSeq lists its product as uncharacterized. The record is from RefSeq and is a predicted model, not a curated record. The transcript has 5 exons. NCBI's taxonomy places the organism in Eukaryota, Fungi, Ascomycota, Sordariomycetes, Hypocreales, Nectriaceae. Gene Ontology annotation, molecular function: oxidoreductase activity, acting on NAD(P)H, oxygen as acceptor. Bases 1 to 801 code for a protein of 266 amino acids. Gene Ontology annotation, cellular component: intracellular anatomical structure.
AUGACCCCAGCCACGACAGCUGCCCAACAGCACCAAACCAAGGUCGCCUUGACCGGCAAGAUCAUCGCGGUCACGGGUGCGAACCGCGGCAUCGGCCUCGGCGUAGCAGAGUCCUGUCUUGACAACGACGCCGCUCUCGUCUACUCGAUCGACUACGCCGAACCCGGCGAGGAGUUUGCGGCCGCCCAAAAGAGAUGGCCGGGGAAGCUAAAGGCCAUUCAGGCCGACGUCACAAAGGAGUCCACCGUCACUGCUGCCGUUGAUCGCAUCGUUGAAGAAAGCGGUGCUUUGCACGGCAUGGUUGUCAAUGCGGGUCGUACAAACCACAAGGCUGCGUUGGAUUUCACCGAGGAGGAAAUCCACGCCCUUUUCAAUAUCAACCUCUUUGGUGCUUUUUACUGCGCUCGAGCCGCCGCUCGAGCUUACAUCAAGCUCGGUAUUAAGGGUGCCGUUGUUUUCACGGCCUCGAUGGCUUCCUACCGCCCCAACAAGCGCGUGCCUUCGGCUCCGUACGGUGCGACCAAGGCCGGUGUUCGAAACAUGACCCACACGCUCGCGAUGGAGUGGGCUAAAUAUGGCAUCCGUGUCAACUCGGUGUCUCCUGGUCUCGUUGAAACGGCCAUGACCUACUGGGUACCGCAGCAACCUGACUGGGAGCAGCAGCUCAAGUACUAUGGUGGCAUGCCGCGGCUGGCACAGAUCCAGGAGCUCGGCGGCGCAUACGUGUACCUGCUGAGUGAUGCCGCGAGCUAUACUACAUCGAUUGACAUUCCCGUCAACGGUGUUAUUGGAAUUUGCUAA